Messenger RNA from Linum trigynum, 5457 nucleotides. The record is from the annotation of a GenBank genome assembly. NCBI's taxonomy places the organism in Eukaryota, Viridiplantae, Streptophyta, Magnoliopsida, Malpighiales, Linaceae.
UACUAAUGAAUAAUGAUGAUUUCUUACCCCUCCCUGUAAUGACCCAAUGUCUAUAAGGAGUUAAUUGUAAUAUAGUAUAGCGUGGGUAUCAAUUUGUAAUUAGUAUGUCAUAUAAAUAGGGCUGUGUUGUAACGAGAAAGGUAUCGAAUAACAGAAAUCAGUUUGUCAAUCUUCUUCUUCCUAUACUCUGCCUUCUCCCUUCUUCUCCUGCUUCUGUUCUCCCUCUUCUUCUCAAUCUCUCUUCCUUCUCUUAUAAUUCUCCUUCUGAUUCUCCAAUUGAGAUCUCCAUUCCAUUCCUUUGAUCGAUUAACUCGCUGAGAAGAUCCAGUUCCGACUCCGACUGCUACAAAUUGGUAUCAGAGCCUCUUCUUGGCAAAAUGACAACGAUCAUCACGACAUUGGACGGUAUGGCAGACCGACUGGAGCGCCGCUUCGAUCGUUUGGACGAAUUACUUGACCAAGUCUUCUUGCGUUUGCCGGAGCCGCGCCGACCUAGAUUUGCGGCCGUGGUUUCCGUCGCCGGGGAGCAGUUACCUUACCACAAUUAUGCUCAGGCAGACCAUCCGCCAUCUGUUCGCCGCAAUGCCGAGCUGAAGAGUUCUACAGCGACGACUCUUACCACCUCCAUGUUUUCGCCUUCCGCCAAUCCGGCUCACACCGCAGGCGCCAUUCACCGUCACACUUACGGUAACUUUCCCUUUGCUGAAUUCCCCUCCUUCAAUGGCGAUAAUCCUAGAGUUUGGAUUAGGAAGUGUGAGGACUUGUUUGCUGAGUAUGGAAUUCCAGACAAAGAGAAGGUUAGAAUAGCUGCGGAUUAUUUGGAAUAUCGUCCAGAUAUUUGGUUCGAAGGAUGGAGGUAUGGUCGUAGGGAAUGGGUGUGGGAAGAAUUUGCCGAUGCCCUAUGGAAGCGUUUUGGAUGGGUCAAUGCUGGUGGUUUUGCACUUGCUCCUUCACAGCAUCUUGAUGAUCACUCAAUUGAGUUAGAGGUUACAGAAGCAUCUAAACUCUCUCAUUCCCUAUUGCCAGCUGCUGAAUUUUCUACCCCUGAACCUGCAAUCUCAAAGGAGGUAGAGGUUAUCAAGGUUACUGGAAGUGGAAGUGAGCAGGUAGACCACAAGAAUAACCUACAGUCACCAGAAGAAGCUGUGAUAGUUCAUAUGGUAUCCACUUCAAAGUCUAAACCUCUUCCUCGUCCAGCCUUUCUUGUUGGGGAUAGAUUAAUGGUGACUGAUGAAUCUCAGGCAAUGGAUGUACUCACCACAAGCACUCAGUUUGGGAAAGUGGUAUCGAAGCAAGCUUGGCCGAGUGAUGCUAGUACAACCUUCCGGGUGGUUAAGAGACAUCAGCAAAAGGCUAGUUGUUUGGUGUUUCCUGUGUCAAGGGGGUUGCAACAUUAUGACUUCCCUAUUGAAGUGGCAGACACUUUUAACUUGAGAAGAGAUUAUGGGUAUCAGAUUUAUCCCACCUACUAUGGUGUUGGAGUUAUUUCUCAUGUCAGUAGUAGUGAUCCAGAUUUUUGUGAAGCAUAUAAAGCUGCUUUUCCGAACUCACAACUUACUACUGCAAAUGCUCGGAAUGGAACUAUGGUGGCUCCACCAUUCCCCUUCGUAUUGACGGAAGAUGGUGAAGAUUUAAGUGCAGCAGACAAUGUAAAACUUGAAGAUCAAAAAGCUGCUUCUUUGCUUGGAAUUGCAGACACCUAUAUUAAGUUGUUUGACCCGGGUGGAGCUGGGUUACCAAGUGAUUUCAUUGCUACUGGAUCACCUCGCAAGCUGUACAUCUCAUGUGAUUUUGAGGUUGACGACAACUACUGUUAUGCCGUGGUAUCUAAGGGCAGGGGUGAUUGUCCCAAUUUUAAAGGACCAUAUAAGGAUAUUCUUGCAAGCCAAGCUGUUCUCAGGGACAGGUUUAGUUGGGUGUCUAUAGAAGCUUUGGAUUUCAAUGGCUGUAGUGGAAGUAAUUUGAGGGUUGUUCAGCAUUGUGAUGUUGUGACGAGUGUUCUUUUGGUGUGCUGCGAAAUGGUGGGCAUGAUGACUGAUGUGAAGACUUGGUAUAAUGUUUCCAAGGUGGCUGCGGUAGUAUUGAAGAAGGUGGUUGGAGUUCAUGACUAUGGUAGAGAACUCAAUUCUCCUGUCAGGAUUAUGUGGCCUGAAGUAUUCAUUUGUGCUUUUGUUCAAGACUGCAGACUGGUUCAAAAUGUUGGAGAGUUUGUUGCCACCGGUCCGGUAGUCUCUUGUUCUGGAUUCAAUAAAGGUUUUAACCGUGGAAAGGUGUCGACUAUUGUAAUCCUUGAAGGGCUGAGACUUACUACAAAUGUUGCUAUGAGAAGAGCUCCUUCGGUAGUGUAUCAAUUUCAGUUGUUUUCUGAUCUUGCUUCUGAGUUCUGUGUGCAUGAAGUUCUUUCUCAUGGAAGGGGAUUGCCCGAGUUUAAAGAACCCAGCAAAGAUGGAGUAGAGGACAUCAACGAUGAAGAAAUUCUUGACCGGGAAUCUGUAAGAUCUUGGGGGUUGUAUGGCAGCAGUAGUUCCAAGCCUCUCAAGGAGGAUUGUGGGACUGUGAUGAUGUUGUUUGCUACUGGUAAUGGUGGGUUGUCAGGUCAGGAGUGUUAUGUGAUUUUCUCGCACGGAAGGGGCAUUGAUCCUGACUUUAGAGAGCCAUAUAAGGAGCUUAUCACUACUGGGGAAGGGAUUAUGGAUUGGUGGUGAUUCAUGAAACCAAUACAACUUGGUAGCCAUCCAAACGCAAGAAUCGACAGUUGCAGCUCAUUUCCUUUUGUUUGUAGCAUUUCAUUGUUGGCUUGUUCAUUGUUUUGAUUGUUUCAGCCUUGAGGACAAGGCUAUUCUCAAGGGGUUGGGAUUUGUAAUGACCCAAUGUCUAUAAGGAGUUAAUUGUAAUAUAGUAUAGUGUGGGUAUCAAUUUGUAAUUAGUAUGUCAUAUAAAUAGGGUUGUGUUGUAACGAGAAAGGUAUCGAAUAACAGAAAUCAGUUUGUCAAUCUUCUUCUUCCUAUACUCUGCCUUCUCCCUUCUUCUCCUGCUUCUGUUCUCCCUCUUCUUCUCAAUCUCUCUUCCUUCUCCUAUAAUUCUCCUUCUGAUUCUCCAAUUGAGAUCUCCAUUCCAUUCCUUUGAUCGAUUAACUCGCUGAGAAGAUCCAGUUCCGACUCCGACUGCUACACUCCCCUAUGGAUUUAAUUACGUUCGAAUUAAUUAGUAUUUAAAUAAGGAGGAAGUAAUUACAUUAAAAACAAAAUUAAAGCAGUCAAAACCUAUGAAAUUUGAAAGGGCGAUAAUGGAGGGUUUAUACGGCUCAAGAUAGGGUGCAUAACUUUAAGAUGUAUAAUUAUGAGUAACUAAAUCAGGGCCCUUCUUUUUUAAGUGGCGGCAGAUCUAAAAGUGGAGAAUUAAAGAAAUUUAUUUUCUGUAGUUUUCUUGAUUGGAUCAUAUCUUUUUCAUUGUAACUCGGAUUUCAAAAUUUUUUUUUUGCAAAGAUGGAACGAGUUCGUUGUGCUCUACAAAAUUAUAUCAAUUUUCAAUAUUUUUUGAGAAAAAAAAUUUCAUACCUCUCGUUACCAAUUCCAUACCAUAUGGUAUCUCCUUCAUUUUUUAGUCGUUUUCAGAAAUUUUUGCAUAGAAGAAACGAUUUAAUCAUGAUAUAUUAAAUUUUAAAAAUUUAUGGGUGAAAAAAUUUCAUACCUCUUGUUACCAACUCCAUACUAUACCACUCUAGUAUUGGGUGGUAUUUUUCGUUCCAUAUGGUAUGCUCUUAUCUAAUACUAGUCAAUACCAUAUGGUAUAGACUGGUAAUAACUGACAAAAUUUUUUGUUCCAAAAAAUAUCAAAGUGGAUAUCAUUUUGAAAAGCACAAUUAAUCUGAUCUAACUGUGCAAAAAAUUUUAAAUUCUGACAUAAAACGAGUGAGAAAUCAUCCGUUAAAGAUUAAGAGAAGGAAAAUUAAAGCUUUUUCGAUGAGAAAGAAGGAGGCGUUGAUGUGCCGGAUUCUUAUUGGGUUAUGCAUAGGGUUAUUGCACCGCGAGGUUACUGACUGGAUCUGCUCCCGGUUUAUACGACUCCAAAUAAAGUGCAUAACCUAUGGUUAUGAACAAAUCAGUAACUAAAUCUAGAUCUUUGUUUUUAAGUAGGCCCAGAAAAUCCAGAUCUAAUAGUGGAGAAUUAAAGUGAUUUUAUUUUUCCCUUGUUUUCUUAAUUGGUUCAUAUAAUUUCGUUUUAACUCGGAUUUCAAUUUUUUUUUGCACAGAUGGAACGAGUUCGUUGUAGUCUACAAAAUGAGAUCCAUUUUCAAUAUUUUUUGAGGAAAAAAUUGCAUGCCUCUCGUUACCAACUGCAUUUCAUAUGGUAUCUUUUUCGUUUUUAAGUCGUUUUUUAAAAAUUUUGCACAGAAGGAACGAGUUCAUCAUGAUCUAUUGGAUCUAAGGUGGUAGAGUGAUGUUAUAGAUGAGUCAUUUAUGCAUGAUAAAAUUAAGUCGUAAUAUGCAUAAUGCUAUUCGAGAUUCACUCUCUUGUACGAUAACUUAUCUUUACUUUUAUGCAUCUAUAAAUUGAAAUAAAAAAAACUUAAACGACUUUACUCUUCUUGUUUUACUUUUCCUUGCUUGUUAGUUGUUACUCGAAUAAAAACCCCUAAGUAGUCCCUCUUAUUUUGUAUGUCCUAUAUGGUGGGUUGUGAGUAGUUAUGCAUUAGAAGACCUGUGGAAUACGAUCCUAGGGCGUCCUAUGCUUUUAACUUCGAAACUGAGCAACUUACAUCAACAUGCUACUCUAUGAUGUUACGAGGGGGUCAUUAACAUACUCCCUGGUGUGAUGAGGGGGUGAUCAUUCGUAUAGGCCCCUUAGUGUGAUGGGGGUGAUCAUUAGUGAUACCCCUAGUGUGGAAGGAAGUGAUCACGUGGACCAAGAUAAUAAGACUAUAAGAGGGGUCUCCAUGUCUCGACGCUACCCCUAAUAUAAUAAAGCGAGAUGAAAAUUGAUUAAGUAUGGAGUAGCCUUCAUAGUGUGAUGAGGGGUGAUCAUCAAUAUACUCCCUAAUGUGAUGGGGGCGGUCAUCACGUGGAAUAAGAUUAUGAGGGGUCUCCAUGUCUGAACACUAUUACCCAAGUAGUCAUGUUGAUCUGGCGACGAGCAAGGCUUGUCGAUCUCUGAGUGGGAUAUGGUCGAAAAGGGGUUAAGGAAGGAAACUCGGUGAUGACUCGCUAUAGGUACUAACUCAGACGUCUACUAUGUACUUCACUCAUAAGGAAAUAAGUCGGACUUGAUUUCGACUCGAUGACUGGUACGAUGACAUUUCUCUCACUAACAUUGUUGACCAAAUAAAAUAAUGAUUUAUUUUUUAAUGGCCACGUCACUUUUUAAUUGUCAACAUUACUAUUGACUGUCAUAUAUAGAGUAAAUUUAACACAAGUAAAAAGUGAGUAACCAAAGAUAAAAUGAAAAUUUAAAGUUGAU